AUGGCCUCUUACACUGCUUACAGUGGCUACAGCAAGCCACCUCAAUCCUACCCAGGCUCUUACUAUGAUGAGAAACAGGCCACUGCCUAUACAGAUUAUCAAGACUCUGUAUAUGAGGAAAAAAAGAGACUUGAGAAGAAGGACCGCCGGGAUGCCAUUUGUUGUGAGGUAGUGGCCCUCAUCAUCGGUUUCAUUGGACUAAUCGGAGUGGCAGCCGUGACAGGCCUGCCGAUGUGGAAGGUGACGGCCUUCAUCGAGGAGAACAUCAUUGUCAUGGAGACCCGCUGGGAGGGAUUAUGGAUGAACUGCUACAGACAAGCCAACAUCAGGAUGCAGUGUAAGGUGUACGAUUCCCUGUUGUUUCUGCCCCCGGACCUCCAAGCUGCUAGGGGUUUGAUGUGUAGCUCCGUGGCCCUGACAUGUUUCGCCCUCAUCGUCGCAGCAGUGGGGAUGAAGUGUACCAAAGUGGUGGACCAUCGGGCUCGUACCAAGCAUGUUGUUCUUGUGGCUGGAGGCUGUCUGUUCCUCAUGGGCUGUAUCACUACCCUAAUCCCUGUGUCCUGGACCGGCCAUGUCAUCAUCAGGGAUUUCUACAACCCUCUGCUGAUUGAUGCCCAGCGCAGGGAGCUUGGGGAGGCUCUUUAUAUCGGCUGGGUGACCUCAGCUUUGCUUUUCACUGCCGGCGUGAUCCUGCUGUGCCGUCACGCUCCCCGCACCCAGGAUCCAGAUGAGAGGAUUGUGUACAACCCCGGGGGAAAUAUCUACCAACCUGCAUACACAUAUCAGCCGUACACAUACCAGCCAGCGUACACAUACCAGCCUCCCUACUCUGCACCCCCACCGGGUUCUGUAGCGUAUACACCAAGUCAGUACUAG
This is a messenger RNA of Xiphias gladius (swordfish), 876 nucleotides long. RefSeq names its product claudin-8-like. Lineage: Eukaryota; Metazoa; Chordata; Actinopteri; Istiophoriformes; Xiphiidae. Gene Ontology annotation, cellular component: bicellular tight junction; plasma membrane. Gene Ontology annotation, molecular function: structural molecule activity. The record is from RefSeq and is a predicted model, not a curated record. Bases 1 to 876 code for a protein of 291 amino acids. Gene Ontology annotation, biological process: bicellular tight junction assembly; cell adhesion. The transcript has a single exon.